Messenger RNA from Schistosoma turkestanicum, 930 nucleotides. Lineage: Eukaryota; Metazoa; Platyhelminthes; Trematoda; Strigeidida; Schistosomatidae. The record is from the annotation of a GenBank genome assembly.
AGGUGAUGUUUGUCCACUGAAGAAUUUAUUAGAUGUUGCUGAAGCUAAUAAUGCACUCUCAUUUGUUGAUGAAGUGCAUGCUGUUGGUUUAUACGGUACACAUGGAGCUGGAGUUGCUGAACGUGAUGGUCAGAUGCAUAGAAUCGAUGCAAUUACGGGCACACUUGGAAAGGCUUUUGCUAGUAUCGGAGGUUAUUUAGUAGGAAGUUCUGAACUAGUUGAUAUGGUCCGAUCUUAUGCUUCUGGAUUUAUAUUUACUACUUCAUUACCACCACAUUCCUUGGCUGCUGCACGAACAAGUAUUCAAAUUUUAAGAUCUUCUGAAGGAAGAGAACUUCGUGCAGAACAUCAAAAACGAGUAUCUAUUGUACGCGAAAGUCUCCGUCAAGCAGGGCUACCUGUGAUUGAAGCGCCGUCACAUAUCAUUCCGCUACAUGUUGGUGAAGCAAAACUAUGUACUAAAAUAUCAGAAGAACUAUUAUCUGAACAUCAUAUAUAUGUGCAAUCGAUAAAUUAUCCAACUGUUGACAUAGGAGAUGAACGUUUACGUAUUGCACCUACACCACAUCAUACAGAUAAACUAACUGAAGAACUUGUAGAUUCUUUAUGUACGGUAUGGAAAAAAUACAAUUUACCUUUGAAUGUUAAAUCAACAAGAAAAAUUACUCGACAAGCUGGUUAACUUUGAAAAUAAACAGAUUAUUUAAUAUUUUUUUCAUUUGACUGUUUAGCUUAAAGUAGAUUGGAUUAAUCACGAAUUCAAUUGUUUACUUGUAGUCAUUUAUUUAUUUGCCAGCUAUUGUCAGUGAUGUAAAAGCAUAUCUAUCUGAAAUUUGAAUAAAUUAUUAGCUUAAUGAUCAUUAACAAUGUUUUAUUUUUAUUUCUAAACAAUGAGCGACAAAAAAAAACAAUUUAGUUUGUACAAAAUAA